Messenger RNA from Daldinia vernicosa, 3729 nucleotides. RefSeq lists its product as uncharacterized. Bases 1 to 3528 code for a protein of 1175 amino acids. The transcript has 4 exons. The record is from RefSeq and is a predicted model, not a curated record. Lineage: Eukaryota; Fungi; Ascomycota; Sordariomycetes; Xylariales; Hypoxylaceae.
AUGUCGGCCGAGAGAAGGCCUACGCCACUGAAUUAUGCUGAUGACGUUUCUGAUGAAAAGAACAGCCAAGCAGCGGCGACGAAAGACUCAGUGCCGAGGACUGUCCCUGAUAUAUCAGAUGAUAACGAGGGCGAGAUGGUUCCGGCAGCAGGCCGCAUUAACGAGAAAGGAGAAGUGACCGACGAUGACGGGAACCCUAUUGGUAAAGUAACCGAAGGCGACGCGCACAAGUUUGCCGGCUUCAUUGUCACGCAAGAGGGCGAUGUGCUGAACGAGGAAGGCAGUGUAGUCGGUAGAGCUGAGCCUUUGAGUGACGUCCCGUCCGAGUUUAACUACACCACCGAACCUGCAAAAGAUAUCUCGGGAGAACAACCAAGUCAAGCUGGUGGUGGCGAUAUUGAAGACGCAUCGGGAGCUGUAGGUGAUACCGACGACAACGCUGAGGCUGCUAAGAAAACAGCUCAAGAUGUCGGCGAUACAACUGAAGACACAUCAGGAGCUAUAAGUGAUACCAAUGGCAACACUGAGACUACUAAGAAAACAACCGAAGAUGUCAGUGUCAGCGAUAGAAUUGAAGACACACCGGGAGCUGUAGGUGAUACCGAUGACGACGCCGAGGCUGCUAAGAAAACAGCCCAAGAUGCCGCCGAGGGUGUGGAACAGGCUGAAGGAAAGGGAACAGUUGACGCCAAAGAUAUGGUCUCCAAACCUGGCUCGAAUCUUGACUUAGGCUCCGAGGCUAGUGGAAUAUCUCAGCGAGGGCUUGCCCCUAUUGAUAUCCCGCCGCUUUCACCAUCUGUGGCUAAUAAAGUAAUUGCUUUAUUCGAAGGCCCAUUUACAGUCGCAGACGGUGGCAAGGUUACUGACCAACAUGGCAAGAUCAUCGGCAAGUUAGCCGACGACUCGGACCUUCAAGACUUAGUCGGCAAGAAUGUCACAGGCAUAGACGAUCAGGGAAACCUCCUAGCCGACAGCGGCACCAUUGUUGGGAGAGUUGAUAUUGCGCCCGAGGGCUCGAUUGCCGAGCGUGUUAAGGAGGCAGUUCCUGAAGCUGCCCCGCGCCUUGACGCCUUGAAACAACAGGCUCAACAAGCUGCGCCAAUACAAAUUCCAUCAUUCGCUCCGUCUGUUGCCGAAAAGGUCAUCGCCAUGUUUGACGGACCGUUUCACAUCGGCGAGGAUGGUCAAGCCACAGAUCAGAAUGGCAAAGUCCUUGGCAAGCUAGCGGAGGGUCAAGACUUGGAGAACUUGGUCGGUAAAGAUAUCAAAGGAGUCGACGGCAAGGGAAACUUGCUUGGCGACAAUGAAACCAUUCUUGGGAAGAUUGACUUGGUUCCUGAGGGGACGAUAAUGGAACGCAUAAAGGAAGAAGUCCCCGAGGCAGCAGACCGGCUUGAGGCGCUCGAAGCUGCCAAGUUGCCCGAUAUCUCCAUCCUUGAAGGCAUGACUAUCAAUAAAGCCGGCAACGUUGUAGAUGAUAAUGGUAACCCGAUCGGUAAAGUCAAAAGCGGAAAUAUCAGUAAGCUGAUCGGAAAGACAUCUGACAAGACUGGGAAGGUUUGGGACAAUCAAGGCAAUGUUAUCGGCGAGGUUGAAGUUCUCCCUGAAAAGGUCCAUAAUGAAGCCGCGCCAUUCGAAGAUUUCCCAGACGCGACUGUCGAUAAGUUUGGCAAGGUUAUUUUUGAUGGCCGCCAAGUGGGUGUGGUUGUCGGUGAUGAUUUCCAAAAAUUAAUUGGGAAAAAGGUGGAUGCCGACGGUGACAUCCUUGACAAGAAUGGCAAUGUACUAGGUCACGCUGAGCGCGCCGAAGCCGAGGAGCCUGCGGAGCCUGAGGAGGAACCCGUCGACUACUCGAUGAUUCGUGAUAAGAAGGUUAAUAAGCUAGGCAACGUCGUAGAUGACAAAGGUCAGAUUUGGGGCCGUGUCGUCCAGGGCGUUCUUAAGCUCCUCGUCGGUAAGAAGGUCGGCGAUAACGGAGAGAUCUUCAAUGAUGCUGGGCAAGUUAUCGGUAAGGCCGAGCCUAUCCCCGACAGCGAACGCGAGGAAGUAAAGGAGCCUGCGCCCUUUGAAGAUUACCCCGAUGCUAUCGUUGGUGAUCAAGGCCGAAUUAUGUCCAACGGCGAGCAAGUUGGGAUUCUGGUCGAGGGUGAUCCCAAGAAACUUAAGGGAAAAUCUGUAGAUCCCGAUGGCGAUAUCCUCGACCAGGCAGGAAACCAACUGGGCCACGCCGAACGAUGGGAGCAAGAAGAGCCUGAGCCGGAACCAGAAGUUGAUAUGUCUGCCCUAGCUGGUAAGCGCAUCAAUAAAGCCGGCAAUGCUGUCGACAGUCACGGCGAUAUUUACGGUCGCGUCAUUGAGGGCGACCUCCACCGUUUGAUUGGUAGGAUGUGCGAUAAGAAUGGCUUCAUCCGCAACGAGGGAGGCGAUAUCAUCGGGAAGUGCGAAUUAAUCCCCGAAGCCGAACGCGAGGGUAUGAAAGAGGGCCCUUUCACUGAGCUCCCCGGCUGUACCGUCACCAAGGAAGGCAAGGUUGUGACACCUGGUGGCGACGUAGUUGGCCGACUCGUCUCCGGUGAGCCUAAAGUUCUCUUCGGACGCACGGUUGAUGACGACGGCGACAUCUGUGACAAGAACGGAAACGUACUAGGUCACGCUGAGCGUUGGGAGGAAGAGCCAAUCCCCAAAGACAUCAAUCCUAUGUCAGGUCGGAGGGUUAAUCGCGAGGGCAACGUCGUCGACGAGAAUGGUGACCUUAUGGGCAAACUUACCUCUGGCAUAUUGAGCGAGUGCGCAGGUAAGAAGAUCGACGACGAUGGUGAUGUUAUCGACAGCAAAGGAAAUGUUUUAGGUCACUGCUCAUUGCUCGCCGAACUGCCUGAAGAAACGGAGGAGGAAAAAGAAGCCCGCCUACAGGUAGAGCAAGACCAAAAGAUUGCUGGUAAAAUUUCCUUCUGUAUUGAGCAGUCGCUGGACAAGAUAAAGCCUAUUUGCAAAAUGAUCGUUGAGAGAAUCGACGCCGAAGAGCGCAAACCCGAAGAUGAACGUGAAGAGGAAGAACUCGUCAAACAAGUCCGCCCCCUGAUCGAGGAAGGCGGCAAGAUCCUAACCGAAGCCAACGGAGUGAUCCGGGGGCUUGAUCCCGACGGCCGUAUAGCGGCUAAUGCUAAACAUAGGACGGCCGCGCGUGAAGCAAGCCCUGAAGAAUACCGGCUCGCGGAUCUGUUGAAGGAGCUUACGGGCACCGUGACCGAAACCAUCGAAGGCGCCAAGCGCAAGCUGGAGAAUCUUCCGCACGCCAAGAAAGCGAUUAACCCACUCUGGGGACUCCUGUCUGAGCCUCUCUUCCAGAUUAUUGCGGCUGUCGGCCUCCUUCUUAGCGGUGUCUUGGGACUCGUCGGCAAACUACUCAAUGGACUUGGACUAGGCGGUCUGGUUAAUAACUUACUCGGAGGACUUGGUCUUACGAAAGUAUUGGAUGGCCUCGGGUUAGGCUCAGUGUUGGCUCCCAUUACGGUCAAGAAAAAAUAGUUUAUUAAUUUUCUAGUGAUAUAGGUCUGGAUGGGUUAGGUACUUUGGGUAGUUAGGCUACCCUCUUGUAAGGGGUGCUCUUUGUUGUAAAAAUAUUUAGGGCGAGGAGGUACAUAUAAAGCCCCCUUUGAUGAGUAAUGAGUAUACUGAAGGAUAUAGUUAGGUAGCUAGCAAAUGUAUUUAAAAUAUGUUUCUCUUCCC